Messenger RNA from Pan troglodytes (chimpanzee), 1935 nucleotides. RefSeq names its product sterile alpha motif domain containing 3 (gene SAMD3). Lineage: Eukaryota; Metazoa; Chordata; Mammalia; Primates; Hominidae. The coding region runs from base 280 to 1842 and encodes 520 amino acids. The transcript is spliced from 11 exons. Gene Ontology annotation, molecular function: protein binding. The record is from RefSeq and is a predicted model, not a curated record.
AGUCUUGCUGUCUUUCAAUGGGGCAGCCACUGCUCAGUUGCUGCCAUUCAGAAAUAUGAACCCAGUAUCACCAGAACUUUUGAUUUUUCAAGAGAAACCAAGAUUCCAGAUUUGUAGGUGAUAUCUUCCAUUUUUCAGAUAAAACAAAGGAACCAGAACCACAUCCACUGAUCGGAUUUACCUGGGGAGGAGGGGUGCUCUCUCCUUUGAUCUUCUCAUCUGGAAGAGAUGGACCAAAAGCCUCUCCAGCAAUAAUCUGUGUAUUUACAGGAGACAGCAAUGGAAACCUGGUCAGUUGAGCAGGUCUGCAGUUGGUUGGUGGAGAAAAAUUUAGGAGAGCUAGUUCAUAGAUUUCAAGAGGAAGAAGUAAGUGGGGCCGCUCUUCUUGCACUUAAUGAUCGGAUGGUUCAGCAACUGGUAAAGAAAAUUGGGCACCAGGCUGUUCUGAUGGAUUUAAUUAAAAAAUACAAGCAGAACACUCAAGGACUGAAGUCCCCAGAAAACCCCAAAGAGGCAGCCCUGGUCAUGCAAACAGAAGCAGCUCGAGAUUACAGGGAUGAAGAGUCCUCCAGUCCAGCCAGGCAUGGGGAGCAGAUGCCAUCUUUCUAUCCAGCUGAAAACCUUGAUAAUGGACUAAUUGACCAAAGAGUAUUGAAACAGAGAAGAAAUGUGAAACAUAUUCUAGCAAGAAGCAAAGCAUUACAAUGGACGAAGUCCUAUGUUUUACCAGAGUUUCCCUAUGAUGUCAAAUGCAUGUUAGCAGAGCAGAAGUGCCCGGAUCACAGCAUGAGGAUAAGGAUCAUUGAGUUUCUCCAGGCCGACAUGACUAAGUAUCUGGAAGGCUCACUGUACCCCAGCACCCAGCAGUACAAUGACGUAGUUAAUGCCCUGCUGCAGGCCCACCCUUUCCUGGAUGAGGACGGCUGUGGCUUCUUUUUAUGGAAACGAGCCCUCAAAGAUCGCUUUAAAUAUGUUCGAAGACCCAUAGAAGAUGAUGAGCAAGUGAUUAGAAAUAAGUGUAAAUUUGGACACCGAAGAGGCCAGACAAGGAAAUCUCUUGCUGAUAUAAGAUUUGAUGAAAUUAAACUUGUCCAGAUAAAAGAAGAAGCUGUUUGUUUUGAUUCUGAGCUAGAUGAACAUAUUAAGUGGUUCCAGCAAGAAUACAUGAAAACAGAAAAGGACUGGAGAGAAAUUGACAAGAGAAUGAGCCAAACUUUGGAAAUAAGAAGAAAGAUGAUUGGCAGCCGAACACCUCUGAAGGACAUUCUUAAACUGUUUCCUUUCUUGAAGUGCCCUUAUCAGAUGUUCAGAGAAUUCCAACUUCUUACAAGAACAGAUAUUUAUAAGAAAACAAGGCACAUUUUGGAAUCCUAUUCAGAAAAUAUACUGACUUCUUUUUCAGUGGUGGACAAUCCAAUCAAUAUUGUAUUGCAAGAAAAAAUGAAACAUUACACAGAUGAAGACAUGUUGAAAUACAUGAAGAUGACAGCCACAUGUUUACUCCUCCCAGAUGUUUUUGGGGAUGAUCCCAGCCUUUUUGUCAUCAUGAAUGAACAGGUGCAAGUGUCCACACCUGUGUUGGAAGUUAAAAACCCUUUCAACAUGGAGGUCUGCGAAUUUUCUUUAUAUUUAGAAAGGGAGAGGCUCACAAAGGUGGACGACUGUGUUACAGCCUUGGCUGCGCUAGUAGCUGCCUUUCAUGUGUUUAGGAUUGAGUGUCCAAGAAGACUGUCCCAAACCUUCAACUUCCUAGAAACGCUGAUUUUCGAUAUGCACAGUCCUUAUUUUCCUUCUUUGAAAGAAAAGGAAAACGAAGUAGGAUUUCAGCACCCAGUCACUUAAUAGCAUGCCAAAUAUUGUAUUGGAAUUUACCUCUGGGAAAACUGAAGCUUCAUAAGAAAUUGUUUUGAUUUAGGGUUGUGGUAGAGGUAGGUA